AUGGCGCCUAGAGUUGCAUUCGAUCACGGGGAGCCUUCCCUACAAACGUCGGGUGCGCUUCGAAUUCUUGUCAUGCCGCCGCUUCUCGGAGACGGGCAGAGUUCAGACAGCCUCAAUCGUUUUACCAUGAAUCUCUUUCCCGCUUUCGGUCAGGACGGUGCUGCCUCCUCGUCCAGAAGGGAGGCCAACUAUCGCCAGGACUCCAGUGCCAUUCUGCCCACAUUCGACUCAGCCUCGUUCUCCUUGUCCUCGUUUGCAUCCUCCUCCUCAGCCGGGGCUACGGAAACCGGUCUCUCCGACGAAGCUCUGCCCGACUUGACCGGACUGGGUGCAAUUCUCGCUUUAAUCUGUGCCGUCGGAGUGUUCGUCUGCCUUCUGCUCUUGGUUACCGUGACGGUGAUGUGUCGCCGAAGGAAACGUCAAUUCCGACUCCACCAACUGCAUCCGGCCAAUGAGUCGAGCCGUCUCGCAGGCGCAUCACCACAUGCGCCUCACACCACUUCAAUCUCGGGUCUGACACCAUCGCUGCGGAGGCAGCAGUCCAUUUCGCCGGCUUGUCUGGUCCCAACUGACGAAUUGGCGCCCGGUCUGGUGUCCGGCUUUGUCGACUCCUUCUUGAAACCGGGUCUAUCCACUCCGAUACAUCUGCCCGCCAGUUACCUGGUCGACCCGGUCACCAGACUGGACCAAGUGGGCCUUAUUGGUCUGCUCGAGCCCUCGCCAUUGACGGCACCAACUUCCGCAAUCUCGGACCUCUCGUCGCCUCCAACUCGGCCUCAACGACAGGCCUCUUUUCAUCACCUCACCCAACUGCAGGCUCAUGUGAAACCGCACAGCCUACAGCACCAACAACAGCGGCAGAACCAAUCAACCUUCAAUCCUCACUCGUUCAACCGAUGUCUCUCUUCACCUACCGCCAACCUAGGCCGUGAGAUCGGUGCUGUCGGAGAGGUGGGUUUAUUCACAAAAAUUGUCGACGCUAAUCCACCAGCCGCUCUGCUCUUCAAUCUCCCACCACAACACUCGCCCACGUCCAACAUGGAAAGUAUGCAUCGGCCGGGCUGUUCAAGCGAGCAACUCUUCAAUGACUACACUCCACUGACGACCGAGUUCAGAUGUACAGUCUCGUCUCACCUCCACUCGGACCGAACGGGCUCAGGGCCUUCGAACACUUGGCAACCGGCCGACCAGCCCAGCGUGAAUGAAGCAGACUCACAAUUCGGGCUUAAAGAAAAGCACGACAGACGCGAAGAAGACUGCGCCGCAGGCCAAUCGUUGUCGGGGCAACCUGUCGACAGGCAUCAUGUGGAAGAGGGCCAAUCGAUUGGCGAGAGAAGUGGACAUUUGCCCAACCAACCGUCCGAUCUGACAACCACCAUGACCACCUUCAAUCAACAAACACAGAAUGCCAUCGAAGCUGUUCGAACCUUUAACGGAAUCCGAAUGUGGAUGCAGAAUGUAGACUUUCGUCGCGCGGAACAUUCCAUGCUGAGCUGUUGGCAGUGUUCCAGGCGGAAUCUCGUCUCUGAGGCCACUGGCGCUCGGACAGCGGGUCAAGUGGUAGCACAUGCUGUCGAUAGAAGUGCAGGGCGUCAGUUUGUCUCCGGUUGGGCUGUGCACAUGCGGCCCUGUUCGAGGUCUGGACUGAGAUCCCUCCUGACACAAGCAAUUGUGAGAGAAACGGUCAACACCAAAACGCCAGGGGCGAUUCGGGCCUGGGAGCAUGAGACCUCUACUCGGUUGCUAUACAUCCAUUGUGCUGUCUCUCGGGCCAGAAGCCUGUUGCUUUCAAAAUUAUAA
Protopolystoma xenopodis is the source of this 1800-nucleotide messenger RNA. Lineage: Eukaryota; Metazoa; Platyhelminthes; Monogenea; Polystomatidea; Polystomatidae. The record is from the annotation of a GenBank genome assembly.